This is a messenger RNA of Alnus glutinosa, 543 nucleotides long. RefSeq names its product embryo-specific protein ATS3A-like. Gene Ontology annotation, molecular function: protein binding. The coding region runs from base 1 to 543 and encodes 180 amino acids. The transcript has a single exon. NCBI's taxonomy places the organism in Eukaryota, Viridiplantae, Streptophyta, Magnoliopsida, Fagales, Betulaceae. The record is from RefSeq and is a predicted model, not a curated record.
AUGGGACUUCCUCUUCCCAUGAAGAUCAAAACAAGCAUUCUGAUCAUUUUCAUUGUCUUCGUCACUAUUUUCCCAACUGCCUCUGGAAACAACUGCUCCUACUCAGUUGAGAUUGAGACAACCUGCGCACCAUCUGCUGAAACUGAAGAUCAUGUGGGUGUCAGAUUCAGCGACUCACUGGGAAAUUUGAUCGUCGUCAAGCAUCUGAAGAACCCCAAGCUAGUGUAUGCUCCAAAAGCCGGCUUAAAGAAGCAAGCCGGCGGUGCAUAUGGUGGGUUUCAACGCUGUGCCAUUGACGUGUUUGAGGCAAGUGGACCGUGCAUGAGCCGAAGGGUGUGCUCUCUGUACCUCAAGAAAGUCGGGUCGGAUGAUUGGAGACCCGGGUGGGUGAAGGUGCUCCAUCGUCAGGAUGGUGGGCAUGCAGAGCCAGUUUCUUACACGUUCUAUUUCAGGACAUUUGUGCCAGAAAAUGUGUGGUAUGGGUUUGAUUAUUGUCACUCAAGAGGGGGUUUUAGGCCUCAUGCUGCAGGUUUUGGUGGGUAA